GUUGUGAAGGACGCACUAGGCGGCGGAACUCUCUGAGUUCUGCUUGGCGGCGGCCUCGCCUUGUAACGUUAGUUCGAUGUUCACACGUGGGACUGCUGUUGAGCAUGGAGGCUGCUGAGGCUCCAGCGGUGGCGAGUUCCAGACCGGGGCUGGGCCUCUGUGGGACCUGGAUGGUGGCCAGAGGGGGCUCCAAGCUCCUGGCCGCCAGUUAUAAAGAGCCCAGCCAAGAUUAUCUUUUCAUGUAUGACUGUGUCACUGCAGGCAAGAAACCUCAGGAAAACAAAAGAGAGGAUGGAAAAUCAACAGGUAAAUCAAGUGAUGCUAUCCUUGCCUGGGCAUUUUCUUCAUCUGGAACCUAUGUUGCUCUGACUGAUGACAGCAAACGCCUGAUUCUUUUUCGUACUAAGCCUUCCUGGGAAUGCCUGAGUAUAAGGCUUGUUGCUAGAAGAUGCACUUCUCUGAUCAUAACAGCAGCGGAGGAUAAGAUUCUGGUUGCUGACAAAUCUGGAGAUGUCUAUUCUUAUUCAAUAGAUGAACCAGAGAAUGCAGGAACAAUUGAACUUGGGCAUCUGUCUCUUCUACUGGAUGUGGCAUUGAGUCCUGAUGAUCAGUACAUCCUAACAGCUGACCGAGAUGAGAAGAUACGAGUUAGUUUAACAAGAGCACCACAUAACAUUGUAUCCUUCUGCCUGGGACAUAGAGAGUUUGUCAGUCAAAUAUUUGUAAUACCAAACUAUCCAGAUCUUCUCUUAUCAGCUUCUGGGGACUGUACUCUGAGGCUCUGGGAGUAUAAAAGCGGAAAAGAAGUCCAUUGUUGCCACUUGAAUAGUUUGAAUACAUGUGAGGCUACUAAAAAUGAGAAGAAAUAUGCAGUCUCAAGAACAGCCUAUUGUUGUGAAGGAAAUUACAUUGCCAUUUUAUAUGACUGUAUCCCCACAGUAUCCAUCUUCCAGCUUGAUACUGAUGCUCAGAAACUCCUUUGCAAACAGCAUAUCUCCUUGAGUCACCAAGGCUGGGACAUUACAUUUGAGGAGACUGGUGGGCUCUGGAUUCUGCAAGAGGACAAGCAAACACCACUUCUAUUGUACCAGCCUGUGGAUGAGCAGUGGCAGCCUGUAACUGAAGAAAAAGAAUUGAUAAAAAUGUCAAAAUACCUGCGUGACAACUGGACAGUGUUUGAAGACUCUGUUGGCAAAGGAAGUUGCUAUCAGAAUCUCUACAAGGCUUCUUUUGAUAAUAUGGCUGUGUACCUGCAAAAGAAAGAAGAAAGACUACAGCAGCAGAAAAAUAAAAGAAAGGAACUGCAGCAUGAAUCAAAUGGACAGACAAAGAAGGUCAAAACGGAAGCGCCAUCCUUGUGAUGCUCAGUGGAAAUUAGGUUAUGGCUUGCAAAAGCAUCAAGAAGCUAAUCUGAGAAUUUGAAUUGUUUCCUGAGACUCAGUAAAUAACAAGUUGAUUUGGUGCCUAUCACAGCUUACCAUCUGAAGAAAUAUAAAUAUUAACAGAAUUUGCCUGAUUAUCAUAAUUAUGCAUCUUAUUGAAAAUAAUUAUGUACUGUAUACAUGGUUUGUGGUUAAAAGCCUUGAGUGCCAACUUAGAUGUUAUUGAGUGAUGACAUCAAGGCACAGAAAGGAGAGGAAAUUUCCUCUUCCAGAACCUGCUGAGAUACCCUAUUACAUCUGCUUUCUUAAAUGUGCCCCAAAGUCAUAAUAUAUGUUAGAGAAUGAAUCUGAAAACGUGGUGGGUGGGGGCCAGGAGAAAGUGGUUCUAUGAGAUCCUUAUGGUCCUGCAAUGCGUUGAAAGGAUGGAAAAGUCAGAUCUUCAAACUACAGAGUGAUUUACUUAGAGCACCCAAUGAUUAUCAUGAUCUAUUGGACCAUAAUGGAGCGUCAACAGGGCAAUCUUUUCUUAAAGAAAUCACUCUGAUUUAUGAUUAAUACCAUAAUGGAGUAUAGAUCCAGAGGAGUUAGCCAUGUUAGUCUGUAGUAGCGAAAUCAAAAAGAGUCCAGUAGCACCUUUAAGACUAACCAAUUUUAUUGUAGCAUAAGCUUUCGAGAAUCACAGUUCUCUUCGUCAGAUGCAUGGAGGGCAGAAGGAAACUGGCCAAAUAUAGGGGAGGGGAGGGGGGGAGGAGAGGGGAGAUGCAAACAACUCCUUUGAUAUGGAGAUGCAAACAGCUCCUUUUGAUGUGGGGAUCAGUUUGCUUCUGUAAAGGUUCAAAGGAGUUUGCCGUGUUAGUCUGUAGUAGCAAAAUCAAAAAGAGUCCAGCAGCACCUCCAAGACCAACCAAUUCCACUGCGGCACAAGCCCUCGAGAACCACAGCCCUCCCUGCCAGAUGCAUCUGACAAAGAGAACUGUGGUCCCCGAAAGCCCACGCCAGGUGCCACUGGACUCUCCCCGACCCUGCCUAUGUAAAGGAAAUCCGCUACCUGUGAUAAUGAGAUAACCAUUCAUAGUCCCUAUUCAGUCCCAGCUUGACAGAGUCAAAUUUACAUACGAAUUCCAAUUCAGCAGCUUCCGUUGGAUUUUGUUUUUGAAAGGUUUCUCUUGAACUACAGUGACCUUUAAGUCUUUGAUGGAAUGUCCUGGUAGAUUGAAGUGUUCCCCCACUGGUUUCUGGACGUUGCCAUUUCUAAUGUCAGAUUUGUGUCCAUUUAUUCUUUUGCGUAGAGGUUGGCUGGUUUGUCCAAUGUACAGAGCAGAAGGACAUUGUUGGCACAUGAGGGCAUAUAUCAGAUUGGAGGAUGAGCAGCUGUAAGAGCCAGAGACAGUGUAGUUGAUGCCAUUGGGUCCUGUAAUUGUAUUCCCUGGGUAGAUAUAGGGGCAGAGCUGGCAUCUGGGUCUGUUGCAGGGCCUGGUACCUGUGCUGGUGACUCUGCUAGCCGAUUCAUGAUUGUAAGUGAGAAAUUGUUUAAGGUUGGGGGGCUGUCUGUAGACAGAAAGUUGGAGUAUAAGUGAAGUAAAUAAAUAAAUGAAAUAAAUAGAUGAACCAUG
Eublepharis macularius is the source of this 2995-nucleotide messenger RNA. It is a transcript of the gene WDR4, whose product is annotated as WD repeat domain 4. Bases 105 to 1361 code for a protein of 418 amino acids. The transcript is spliced from 11 exons. Gene Ontology annotation, molecular function: tRNA (guanine(46)-N7)-methyltransferase activity; protein binding. Lineage: Eukaryota; Metazoa; Chordata; Lepidosauria; Squamata; Eublepharidae. The record is from RefSeq and is a predicted model, not a curated record. Gene Ontology annotation, cellular component: nucleus; tRNA methyltransferase complex; cytosol. Gene Ontology annotation, biological process: RNA (guanine-N7)-methylation.